AUGGGUACGGGCGGCGACGCCGGCGGCGGUGGCGCGAAGUUCGACCCGCUGGCGGCGGUGACGGGCAGCCUGCUUGGCUCGGGCGGCGGCGGCGACGAGCCGGAGCCGCAGCAGAUGUGCGCGCAGCUGCAGGGCCUGUUCCAGACGCGGAGGAUGAAGAUGGCGACGAGCAGCCUCACGGAGAAGGCGGAGCUGUUGAUGGGCAAGGAGGGCCCCGAGGUGCCCGCGGGCCUGCCCGGCGUCGAGGCCGAGGACGGGUUCUACGUGGCCCACACGCCCACCAAGCUGUGGUUCAAGUGUUUCGUCUUCGGCAAGGGCAAGGACUCCAAGAUGAGGUGCUCGGCCUACGAGCCCCUGGACAACAACGGCAGCUGCGGAUGGCGCAAGUGCAAUUACAGCCGUUCGACUUUCCAGACGCAGUGCAUCGGGAGGACGAGAAUGACGCUUCCUUUGAUGCCAUCGGGUCCGGAACCAACAUGCAUAUACACAGGCCACAACGGUGAGGCUGUGCCCAAGGUGGCACACUCUUUCGCGCUCUGUGCAUUUCUGUGAUCUCAGCUCUGUCCUGACUCAGAUUCAAUAUUCAGCUCGUUGCCGAAUGAUUUUAUCGGAAUGGUUGCGCCGACAUAGCGGCGGCAUGACAUCUGUAAGUUGCACGCUUGCGUCCGUUAUGACUCAUCAUGUCUGAGUUGUUGGCGCACCAGAGCGCUUGCACUCCCCAGCGUUACUGUCAUACGCACUAUUCGCGCCACCCGAGGUGCUGUCUUGUUUCACGUGGUCAUUGGGCGUCGAUUGCUUGUCCUGUAUUGGCACAGUUCCGCGUCUGAUGUCCUCGCCUCUCGUCGUGCAGUUCGCUCCUCGCCUUGUCCACGUCGCCUCCCUGCUUGCGGCAAAGGACUUGAUGGGCAAGCCAGUGCCGUACGCUAUGUACGUGCUAGGAGGGGAAGACUGAGCACGAGAGCUACAAGACAAGCAUUCACUAUUGUGUGCACCUGGUUUGUGCAAAAGCGUCCUCGCGAGGUCAGGAGAUCACUGAGUGGGUACGCCUGCGCUUCAAAGAGUGACAGGCUCAGCACUUCUCCACGAGGAAAGUGGAACGUAUGUACAAAGGUAGCGUACGUCACGCCAACUGUUGCCAUGCCUUGCCACAUGAGUCGACGCAAGGCCCUGGCAACGUGCCGCGAAUGAGGAUGGAAUGCCGUGUCACGCCGUUUUAGCAACGUGCAUGUUUGCGCGUGGUUGUGCGCACACGGGAUUGCAAGUGUUUGCUCUUGUUGGUUGUAGCCAUGCGCAGAUCUCGCAAUGCCCCUUGUUCUGCGAACACGUGCACACACACACACACUUUUCCCUCCUCCAGCAAG
Messenger RNA from Prorocentrum cordatum, 1361 nucleotides. The record is from the annotation of a GenBank genome assembly. NCBI's taxonomy places the organism in Eukaryota, Dinophyceae, Prorocentrales, Prorocentraceae.